AUUAAACAAUAAUAAUUAUUAUAAUUGAAUAGUAAUGAAAAUCCAUCAGGAUUUUAUGUUAAUCAAAUUUUAAAAUAUAGUUUAUUAAUCGUUAUAGAAUCAAGUUUAAAUAUUUAUCAAGAUUCCAUCGAUAAUUCAGAAACUUCAUUACCGACUUUCAAUAUAUAAAUAAUGCUAUUUAGUUUAUCACGAGGAUCGUGAGACUUGUCUGCGUCUUAUUCUUCUCGCGACACAACAGAUCGUAUUUCUCACAUUGACGGAAAAUUAAUGAUUAACAGCAUUACACAGUUAACUAGAACUAGUUUUCAGUGACCUCAAAAUUUCAAACAGUUCUCAAAAGAUUCAAAAGUUACUACUGACACGAAUAUAAUCAAGACACAUUUGUAUAUAACAUUACAAUAGUAAUGUUUUGAAGAAAGCCAUCUACAAAUAAAACAAAUUACGGUCAAUGAGAUAGAUGUGAUUGGAGAUAAUUUAAGAGCUAUAAAACUCAAUGAAGUUUGAAGACGUUGGAAUUUUAUAUAUAGGAAUACACUGGAACCUCGAUUAUUGAGACUCGACAAAAGUACGUUUACCAGAUCCAUCAAUGCCAGUCAAUCGAUGCGAGUCUGAAUAAUCGACGUUUCAGUGUCAUUAUUCGAAUUAUAUAAAGAAACAAAAUAAUAUAUUUUGAAAAAGAGCGGGAUUGUUAUUUAAAAAAAAUAAAGACAGUAGUGCGCAGAACGGGUUGCCUUCAGAAUCAAAAGUCCUGGGAAAAGAACAGUGUGUGUAAACAUUGACAGCUGUUGAUAAGACUAUAAUUGGAAUUUUUAUUAAAUAUAAUCAUGAGUACACACGGACAAUUGAAGACAUUCAUUGGCAAAGCAUGGUCACGAGGAUGGGAGCAUAGAAGCGGGAGUGACUUUCGUGUUAGGGGUACAAGGGGAAUGGGAGGCGGUGCUUUAGUCUUUACUAGUGCAGUGGGCCAGUCUGGAACAACUUUUCUACAACCGGUGUCACUUCAAAACAAUCACAGUAAAAGCAUGACCAGCGCUGAGAAGAAAGUCCUCACAGAGGAUAAUGUUUAUUACAAUUUAAAAAUCAUGGAAUAUGCAGUUCGUGGUCCACUUCUUCUUCGGGCCAAUGAAAUCGAAAAGGAAUUACAAAAGGGAGCCCAGAAGCCAUUUAAAUCCGUAAUUAAAGCGAAUAUUGGAGAUGCACAUGCAAUGGGCAAUAAGCCGAUCACAUUUUUACGACAAGUAUUGGCUUUGACAGUAAAUCCAGAACUUUUGGAUGAUCCAAAUUAUCCGGAGGAUGCUAAGGAACGUGCAUCGACAAUCCUGAAAAAUUGCGGAGGUGGCAGUGUUGGUUCGUAUUCGGCGUCUCCUGGUAUUGAAAUUAUCAGAAAACACGUAGCGCAAUAUAUUCAAGAGCGAGAUGGCUUUCCCAGCGAUUACAACAAUAUUAUGUUGGCCAAUGGGGCUUCGGAUGCUAUUAAAUCGUUCUUAAAACUUUUCAAUGAGCCAGUCGAUGGAAAACCAUCAGGAGUAAUGAUACCAAUUCCACAAUAUCCACUCUAUUCUGCUAUAUUAGCUGAAUUUGGUCUAUCGCAAAUUGGCUAUUAUUUAAAUGAGGAGAAUAAAUGGUCUCUCGAUAUCAGCGAACUCGAGAGGGCUUACAAAGAGGCUGAAAAAAAAUGUAAACCAAGAGUAUUGGUUGUGAUAAAUCCUGGAAAUCCCACUGGUCAAGUUUUGACACGUGAAAAUAUAAUUGAUGUCAUUAAAUUUGCCCAUAAACAUAAUCUAUUUUUAUUGGCUGACGAGGUUUACCAGACAAACAUUUAUGAUAAAAAUUCUAAAUUUUAUGCAUUUAAGAAAAUCGUUAAUGAAAUGGGAAAACCGUAUUCUCAAAUGGAGCUUGCAUCAUUUAUGUCAGUCUCGAAAGGUUUUUCAGGCGAGUGCGGUCUUCGUGGUGGUUAUGCCGAGAUUGUUAAUUUGGAGCCGGCUGUGAUGGCAGUUUUGAUGAAGUCAAUUUCGGCAAUGUUAUGUCCAACAGUAUUAGGUCAAGUUGCAAUGGAUGUUGUCGUUAAUCCUCCGAAAUCUCAUGAACCCUCUUACGAAUCGUUCAUGAAGGAAAGACACGAAACAUUAGAAUCUUUGGCGGAAAGAUCUCGAUUGGUUGUCGAUACACUUAACGAAAUCCCCGGAUAUAAGGCUAAUCCAUCAAUGGGUGCGAUGUACGUUUUUCCGAAAAUUGAUCUCCCUGAGAGAGCGAUUAAGGAGGCAAAAGCCAAAAACAUGCAACCCGAUGUAUUUUAUGCAUUUAAGCUCUUGGAAGCUACUGGAAUUUGCAUCAUACCCGGCAGUGGUUUUGGACAAAAACCGGGAACAUAUCAUUUUCGUACAACAAUUUUGCCACAAAAAGAAAUGAUCAAAUCUAUGCUUAAUAGUCUCAAGGAAUUUCAUAUAAAAUUCCUUAAAGAAUAUAGUUAAAAUGACAAUAAUAAAAUUCGAUAAAGAAAGAAAAUUUCAAUGCUGACAAAUAAUAAUUUUAAUGUACUUAUAAUAUAUACAUGUUUGAAAAUCAAAAAAAAGAAAAACGUUCGACUUUUGUCGAUUGGUCAAAAUAACUGAAUUAUUAUUAAAUGUCGUUGAUUUGUAAAUAGCACUUUAAUCAUAUAUAAUAUUGUUGAUAUUUGUGCUUUCGAUUAUAUUGAUUAAAUUUUACAAGAAAAAAGAA
Leptopilina boulardi is the source of this 2718-nucleotide messenger RNA. RefSeq names its product alanine aminotransferase 1. NCBI's taxonomy places the organism in Eukaryota, Metazoa, Arthropoda, Insecta, Hymenoptera, Figitidae. The transcript is spliced from 7 exons. Bases 825 to 2471 code for a protein of 548 amino acids. Gene Ontology annotation, biological process: biosynthetic process. The record is from RefSeq and is a predicted model, not a curated record. Gene Ontology annotation, molecular function: L-alanine:2-oxoglutarate transaminase activity; pyridoxal phosphate binding.